ACAUCACGCAAAGUAAGAAAACAUCAACACUCUUACUCAACCGGCACCCACCAGCCUGGCCACCAUCUUGAAUGCGGGCAGCAAGCCGCCAUCUUGGGCGAGGCUCUCCUUGCUCCACUCACACACAAGGCCCAGGGGAAGCACCGCGGCCGAAGGCUGAUUUAUCCGCUGUGCCCUCAUCCAAAAUGGCCACUGGCGCUUCCGAUCCUCUUUAAGGCGGGCGGCGCGCAGGCGCGCCUGAGCUUGCUCUAAAACUGCUUUAUGGUUUGGGGCAGCAGCAGGAAGCGGAGCCGUCCGGGUGCUCCAUUCAAAGGGCGUCCAUGCGGGUGUGCUGCCGCGCGGCCCGGGCAGCCAGGUUUCAUGAGUCAGUCUGGACUGCCGGGAGCAUUUUCUGAAGAUGUACAUGUUGGUUGAAAGCCGCACGAGUUCCUAUCUUCAUCUGAAGAGGUCCCCUGGCAUCCGCUCUUGGUCUCUCUUUGUUGGAAUAGCCUCCAUAGGUUUGGCUGCUGCUUAUUAUAGUGCAGACAGCUUGGCCUGGAAGCUCUUUUAUAUGGCUGGGUGUUUCUUUGUGGCAGCGCAGAAUCUGGAGCAGUGGGAGGAAGCUGUAUUUGAUAAGAACAAGGGAACUGUCUGCUUAAAAACAUUCAAUCUUUACAAAAAAAUACUGACCUUCUCCAAAGGAGGCCAUGAACAAGUAGUGGCUGCACUGAAUGAGAUCCGAGAUGUGAACGUGGAAGAGGAGACGGUGCGGUAUUUCGGGAAGGGUUACGUCGUUGUGCUCCGCUUUGGCACUGGAUUCUCACACCCACUGACUCAGAGCACAGUAUUGGGUUGCAGAAGUGAUGUGGAAGCCAUUGCCAAACUCAUUACUAGUUUUCUGGAACUGGACAGAGUAGAGAGCCAAGAAGAUCUCUCUCAGAGCAGCGAAACAGAGGCUAGUGAUGCAGAUGAACCACAGGAUACCUAUUAAUAGUCAUCAUGAGCUGAAGAAAACAGAGGCUUUUGAACAUCUGGAAAAUAUACUGAUUGUUCUUCAGGAAAAAAAUCCCUCAGCUUUGACCUGGGCAUUUCUCUACAUGUGCAUUUACAAUGGGAGGAAUCUGUCUUAGGGGUACCUCAUUAGUGCUAAACUGCUUUGAGAUCUGCACUCCCAGUACUGCUGUUGGAGAGUCCAAAGCAAAUUGUGGUUUAUGUGCUCCUUUGCCUUAGUUCCUGCUCAUGGACACUGCUGGCUUUUGAGCUCAAACUUGUCUAGGAGUAAUUUAUUAAUGAGUUGGUUUGAAAUCAUGUAUUACUUUCCCACUGAUGAAGUUGAGAUGCAGAUGUAAACUUUGACUUAGUGCAAACAUCUGCAGGUACAGUACAUGAAGUGUAGAAGAGCUGAAUUGUAACUCAUAUCACAGUGCUGUGAGGUUGAUACUGAAAUGUUGCAGAUGACUGUAUGUAUUGCUGAAUUGGUUUUAGGCAGCUUCAUAUAUGCAGUUAGGUGAUGCAGAAUAGUGGCACUUUCAUAGUCUCUACUACUGACUUGCUAUUAGAUACCAGUGGAAAUUAAA
Messenger RNA from Pezoporus flaviventris, 1556 nucleotides. RefSeq names its product cytochrome b-245 chaperone 1. The record is from RefSeq and is a predicted model, not a curated record. NCBI's taxonomy places the organism in Eukaryota, Metazoa, Chordata, Aves, Psittaciformes, Psittacidae. Bases 398 to 970 code for a protein of 190 amino acids. The transcript is spliced from 7 exons.